AUGUCAAAUACGGUGAAUGAUAUGUCCAUUGCUGUUGAUUGUUUAUAUUCAAUUGCUAAUGAUACUAAUCCAUCAUUAGUUCGAAAAGCUACAGUAAAUGAAUGUAGAUUUUCACGAUUAGCUGGUUCACUACUUCUUAUUAUAUCUGUUUUAUCAUUUAUAAUCAAUAUACGUUCAUUACCAAUGAAUAAUAAAAAAAAUCGUUUACCUCGUCGCGAUAUAGGUCUUGUUAUUGGUAUGUUUGCAUCAUCAUUAUGUGUCAUAGUUAUUAGUGUACCAUCAGUUGUUGCACAAUGUUUUCUUUGUCGUCGUUUAUGUAUACCAUUAAUUUGUCGAAUAGAAGGUUUCAAUUCAUUUUUCAAUGGUUGUUUUACAAUGUAUAUGCUUGUUGCAUUAUCAAUUGUACGAUAUGCAACAACAGCUAAUUCAUCAAUGUCAAUACAAUUUCAACGACGACUUGAAAAACAUAGUUGGCAUCUUGUUGCUAUUUGCUUUAUUUUGGGUGGUCUUUGGGCUGUCCCACCAAUAUUUGGUCGUAUGAGUGCUUAUGCUCCUGAAGGACUUGGUUUUCAUUGUGGUCUCGAUUGGUUUGAUCGAUCAUUAGCUGGACGAAUUUAUUUUUUACUUUUAUUUGUCGGUGUUUUUUUUGUACCAAUCAUAGUUGUUAUUUAUGUUAAUGUUUACAUUCAACGUACUAUUUAUCGUUUAACACAUUUGAGACCGGCUGUUUUACUUGAACUUCAACAAAUUCCAAGUGAAGAUACUGUACGACGACAUAUUUCAGAUACAUUAUAUGAAAAAGAAACUCGACGUUUACAUCGUUUACAUGAAGAUCGUCGUUUUGUAUUAGCUACUGGUAUAAGUGUUAUUAUUUAUAUAAUUGCUUGGACACCAUAUAGUGUUGUAGCACUUGCACAAGUAUUUGGUGAUCAAUUUUCUUUAUAUAAUCCAUGGCUUAUGACGACUUGUGCAGUUUUAGCUAAACUUUCAAUGAUUAUAAAUCCGAUUAUUUAUGGAGUUAUACUUAAAGGUCAUAUCAUGAUGAAAUUAACAUUAAAUAUAAAAUAA
This is a messenger RNA of Rotaria sp. Silwood1, 1068 nucleotides long. NCBI's taxonomy places the organism in Eukaryota, Metazoa, Rotifera, Eurotatoria, Philodinida, Philodinidae. The record is from the annotation of a GenBank genome assembly.